GUCUUGUGCACACCCAUAUCAGGUAUACACACACACACACACACAGAGGCCAAUGAAGGUUGUCAUUGGCAGUAUUAGUCAUUGAGGUUAGUAAUGUGGCGCAACACAACUGCAGUUUGUUGCAUUUAUGAUAGAACUGUCGCAUUCGAUAGCGUGUUGAGCCUGAAGGAGAAACAAGAGGCCUAUAAUUAGUCCCUGCAUCUGCAGACCUGCACAUCUGAAACGACAGGAGACAGGAGAUCCCUUCCCUCUUGUACCUGCAACACUGUCUUUACCUGGACAGGAGACAAUGGCCAGUCCAGUUCGGAUCCAGACAGAAAACCCCAUUCUUCAGACGCCACGUCCAGGUUUUACAGAUACCUUGCUGGCUGUUCUUAAGCGAGAAGAUGGCGUAGUGCAGACCACGGAGGUGGUCGACCACAAACCCCGUCUAGAUGGCUUGGACCGUGGACAUCCUGGACUCUAUCUGUCCUGCUUCGACAUGCCCUUCACUGAGGACGCCACCUGGCUGGUGAGGGUGUCGGAUUCUUCCACAUUCGUGGAGGCCACCGGGCCCCGACUGGAACCAUGUCAGGAACCAGAGCAGUGUCCUGUCAUUGACAGCCCCGGGCUGGGAACCUCGCCGCUGUCGCCUACCCUGGAGCAACAGGUGGAGGAGAGAUCUUUGGAGCAGGUGCAAAGUCUGGUGGUGGGAGAAGUUCUGAAGGACAUUGAAACAGCUUGUAAACUUCUAAACAUCACACCAGACCCAGUGGAGUGGAAUUGUGGGAAUGUACAGAAGUGGUUACUAUGGACGGAGCAUCUUUACAGGCUUCCACAGGUUGGCAAGGCCUUCCGAGACCUGGAUGGGAAAGAUUUAUGUUCCAUGAGUGAGGAAGACUUCCGACAGCGGUCGCCACAGUGCAGUGAAACCUUACAUGCACAUCUGGAUAUAUGGAAAUCAGCUGCCUGGAUGAAGGAAAGGUGUUCGGUUGGAGAGACCAGGAUAAGAGAACCAGAGGAAAUUUGGUCAGAGGCAGAUUCAUCAUGUUCUGGUCAGCCGAUCCACCUGUGGCAGUUUCUUAGAGAACUCCUCCUGAAACCUCACAGUUAUGGACGCUGUAUCCGCUGGCUAAACAAAGAGAAAGGGAUUUUCAAAAUUGAAGAUUCGGCUCACGUUGCACGUCUCUGGGGUUUGAGGAAGAACCGGCCAGCUAUGAACUAUGACAAACUCAGCCGCUCCAUUCGGCAGUACUAUAAAAAGGGCAUCAUACGCAAGCCAGAUGUCUCUCAAAGACUCGUCUAUCAGUUUGUGUAUCCUGUUUAAAGAGAUAAUGGUUUGAUCCAUCCAUAUCAGAAGAUGGGCUCAAACUUUAUGAACUGAUGAGCCCUCCUAAACAUUUCUAUCUACUUUGGAUCCGGAGUUUUCCACAAGCGCGAAACAAAGAAAAAUGGCCCAAGAUUUGAAUUAUUUUCUAUGCAUAACAUGUAAAUGUGCCUGAAAAUGUCAAAUGAAUUGUUUCUUAUAUUUGCACUACUUUAAAAACACUUGUGAUCCACUUCAACACUGGAUUCCAUUAAACAUGGUACUUUUACUUUCUGUUACUUCAAAAGCCUGUCAACUACACUACCAGUCAAAUAGUGGACAUGCCUUACAGAAUACAUGUUUUGCAAGAUCUUAAAAAUCCCCCCGGAGCAACCUGGAGUUAAGUGCCUUGCUCAAGGACACAAUGGUGGUGGCUGUGGGGAUCGAACCAGCAACCUUCUGAUUAACAGUUCUGUGCUUAGACCACUACGCCACCACCACUCCAUCGGCUAUAUAAGUAGCUGCUUUCCUCACGCUGGUUUCUUUCGGCCUUCCACCUCCCCAACUUUCAUAACGCCUACACUAUCUAUUAUUUUUUCAACUGUCUUUCUAUUUCUGGCUAGAUGGUUCUUGGGGGAUGGAUAUUAGAGGUCUAGCCCAGCCCUAUGCUUGAGCCCCUUUGUUAAAGACAGCACACUUUUGACUGAUAGUGUAGAUUAUGUUUAACAAGGUUAAAAAUAAGAGAGAUUCAGUAAACUCUUUAAAGCAUGUUACAAAGAAAAAAGCCAAAACUCGCAAGAUCUGCCUGUCAACGUACACUUUAACCCAUUUAACCCUCUUUAACUGAUAAGGUGUAAGCGUUUCUUUGUGGACUCAAGCACCUUUAUGUACAUUAAAAUGAGCGUGCAUUGUUCUAAGCCAGCUUUCAUAUUCACAUCACCGUGUGAAUACUGCCAGCAUGUGCAGUGGAAAGGAUGCCAGUUUGGUUUAAUCUCUGGCUUGCACCCAACAAACAUCACUUUUUUUUCCUGGUUUGUGAUUAAUAGCACUGCAAACCUUUCAUGUGGACUUACAAAAGACAGUUACUUCAGUUCACCUGACUCAUACAUUAUCAUCCACUGUUUCACACACCUCACUGCUCACGUCAUGUUUUAUGCCACUGAUGCAAGAGAGGGCUUACCGGCGGCCCAUGGAUUUGUUAUAAUAGUUGUAUGUGUCACUUGUGUUGUGAAGGUUAAUUGACGCAGGUUUCUGUAAGAUACUAGUCAGAAAGGCUUGUAUUUUUGAAAUCUCAAUUGUAAAAUGUGUAAUCUGGAAGAGUGCUCUUGAGUUUGCAUUGGAACAAUCCUUCCAAAAACAACAGUUUCACUUUAAUGUUGACAUUACUAAAUAUUAUUCAUAC
This is a messenger RNA of Xyrauchen texanus (razorback sucker), 2687 nucleotides long. RefSeq names its product SAM pointed domain-containing Ets transcription factor-like. Bases 290 to 1306 code for a protein of 338 amino acids. Lineage: Eukaryota; Metazoa; Chordata; Actinopteri; Cypriniformes; Catostomidae. The record is from RefSeq and is a predicted model, not a curated record. The transcript is spliced from 6 exons. Gene Ontology annotation, cellular component: nucleus. Gene Ontology annotation, molecular function: DNA-binding transcription factor activity, RNA polymerase II-specific; sequence-specific DNA binding. Gene Ontology annotation, biological process: regulation of transcription by RNA polymerase II; cell differentiation.